CGAUGCAUGACAGCAAAAGACAUCCAUUAAACGUGAAAAAGAACGUGUAAAAGGAGUCUCAUAAUUUUCUUGCCAGCCAUGAAAGCUUGAGAGCAUCGGCAGCAGCUGUUCAAGGCGUGCUAAAGCUAAACAACUUCCGCUCGAGUCCAGCGAACGAAGUUUGCAAUGGAUUUUCUGUCUCUAUUCAUUGUGGCAUUGAUGCCAGUUCUGGAGACACUCUUAGUUACGGCUGUUGGUCUUGUUCUUGGAAUGGAAAGUAUAAAUCUCUUGGGGACAAUUUCCAGGCAGUAUUUGAAUAAACUAGUAUUUUUUGUGUUCACUCCUUCACUGAUCGUCAGUGCCCUGGCGGAUACAAUUACAUUAGACGGUUUGGGAACCUUAUGGUUCAUGCUAGUGAAUGUCCUUAUCACAUUCCUUAUUGGCUCUGCACUUGCAUGGAUACUCAUAAAAAUCACAAGAGCUCCUCAACAUCUGCAAAGCCUUAUCAUUGGUUGUUGUGCUGCAGGAAAUUUAGGGAACUUGCUUCUGAUUAUCCUCCCAGCAGUCUGUGAGGGGGAUGAUAGUCCGUUUGGAGAUUCUUCUGUUUGUUCUACCGAUGCAGAGGCUUAUGCUGCACUUUCUAUGGCGGUAAUAGUCCAUUUUUCUUACUCUAAAAUCACAAAAAUCAACAAAUGUUACAUCUUUUAUUUCCGAAAAUAUCUCUGGAUGAAUUUGAAUCUUUUUGUUGUUUCUGUUUCGAUUAUGCAUUUAGGUGCAAUAUAUAUAUGGUCUUAUGUGUAUCCUAUCAUGCGGAUAUAUGCAAACAAGGCAACUAAAGACAUUGACACGGAUGGCUCUUCGACAAGGGAUAACAUUUCUGGAGAAACCUCGUAUUUACAUUCAGAGAUUGGCACAGCACUGCUCCUUCCUUCAGAGGGUUGCCCAAGCUCAGAGGAGUUUAUGGAUCAAGUAGAAGUCCAGUCGACUGGACCUGAAGGAAAAGUAAAGGUGACGUUUCUGGAAAAGACCAUGCUGCACCUUAAGAAGCUUAUUGGGCAUGUGGACCUCAAAAAAUUGUUUGCGCCGUCAACCAUUGCAGCAAUUUUUGGGUUUAUCAUUGGAAUAGUCUCUCCAAUUCGAAAGGUAUUGAUUGGUGAUGAUGCUCCCCUUCGUGCCAUCUUCAGCUCUGCAAGUUUGUUAGGGGAAGCAACAAUACCAUCCAUGACAUUGAUAAUUGGAGCAAGCCUUCUUAGAGGUCUAGAAGGUGCCGGAGUAAGUCCUGCACUCAUUGUAGGGAUUAUCGCAAUUCAGUACAUCAUCAUGCCUUCACUGGGUAUUGGUAUUGUUAAGGCUGCAAACCAUUUUGGCAUUGUGGGAUCAGAUUCAUUAUAUCAGUUUACACUUAUGCUUCAGUAUGCUCUUCCACCUGCAAUGAAUGUAGGUACCAUUUCUCAAUUGCUUGAGACAGGAGAGAGUGAAUGCUCUGUCAUUAUGCUAUGGACUUAUGCUGUGGCAACAUUCUCUCUGACACUAUGGUCGACCAUCUUCAUGUGGCUUGUUUCUUAAUCUGGAUUACUUGAUUCGUUUGAUGGUCUGAAAUCAUUUUUUAUCAGCAAAAACAAGGAAAGACCAAAAAAAAAAAAAAGGGUGCUAGAUGCUACAUCUUCAUCUCAGUCCAAUCAAUAUCUAUUGUGUUGGUGUAAUAUAUCUAUAUCAGUAUCUAUUGUGUUGGUGUAAUAUUAUCUAUCGUGUUCAUGGACAAUGCCUCGCCAACAUAACUCAAUUUACCAUUUGUUGCACCUGUGCCAUAAAUUCUUGAGAGAA
This is a messenger RNA of Carya illinoinensis, 1803 nucleotides long. Its product is annotated as protein PIN-LIKES 3-like. The transcript is spliced from 11 exons. The record is from RefSeq and is a predicted model, not a curated record. Gene Ontology annotation, cellular component: membrane. NCBI's taxonomy places the organism in Eukaryota, Viridiplantae, Streptophyta, Magnoliopsida, Fagales, Juglandaceae. Bases 166 to 1545 code for a protein of 459 amino acids. Gene Ontology annotation, biological process: endoplasmic reticulum to cytosol auxin transport.